This is a messenger RNA of Lytechinus variegatus (green sea urchin), 1624 nucleotides long. It is a transcript of the gene fkbp2, whose product is annotated as peptidyl-prolyl cis-trans isomerase FKBP2-like. The transcript is spliced from 5 exons. Gene Ontology annotation, molecular function: peptidyl-prolyl cis-trans isomerase activity. Gene Ontology annotation, biological process: protein peptidyl-prolyl isomerization. The record is from RefSeq and is a predicted model, not a curated record. NCBI's taxonomy places the organism in Eukaryota, Metazoa, Echinodermata, Echinoidea, Temnopleuroida, Toxopneustidae. The coding region runs from base 125 to 553 and encodes 142 amino acids.
GGACUAUAUAUACGAUUCAUAAAGAGUCACAAUAAUAACAUUUUUUUUUCCUUGCUACGCGAUACCAUACCGUAGAUUAGUACGCGUGUCCUAAAAUUAACUGGGAAUUAUUUAGCCUUUCAAGAUGAUCUCUCUUAAGUCAUUGUUUGUCCUCUGUCUGGUAUCACUGUGCUGUUUUGGAUAUGUUACUGGAGAGAAAAGCAAGAAACUACAGAUCGGUGUGAAGAAGAAGGUGGAAAACUGUUCUUCAAGAUCACGCAAUGGAGACCGCCUUUCCAUGCAUUACACUGGUAAAUUAGAAGAUGGAACAGAAUUUGAUAGCAGCAUUCCAAGGAAUCAACCCUUUGACUUUACACUUGGAGCUGGGCAAGUUAUUAAAGGCUGGGAUCAAGGUCUGCUGAAUAUGUGUGAAGGAGAGAAGAGGAAGCUUGUUAUCCCAUCAGAUCUUGGUUAUGGUGAUAGGGGAGCACCCCCUAAGAUCCCAGGUGGAGCCACUUUGAUCUUCGAAGUAGAACUACUGAAGAUUAAUAGGAAAGAAACAGAUGAACUAUGAUAUCACCACUUUCUAUUUCAAUUUCAUUUAUUUCUUCAUCAUUUAUCACUUAGAUUUCAAUUCUUUUAUUAUUCAGGUAUUACCUCUAGUUAUCUCUUUUUUUGGGGGGUUAAAUUUUACAACAUUUAUUUUGAUUAACUUAUAAUUUGGUGAUAAAAUAUUUACAAAUUAACUUACAUAACAUUUUGAAAAUUAUUUAUAGCUCUUUUUUUUCUACUUCUGUUAUCUCUAGAUACUCUGUUCAGUCUUACCCUACCCCUACUUGCCUGUCUGCCCCCCCCCCUCGCUCUCUCUCGCUCUAUUUCUGUCUUGCUCAUCAUCAUCCCAGUUGCCCCCCCCCCCCUUUUCUGCAGUUGUGAUUUUUUUUAAAUUCAAACAAUGAUUUGGUGUUCUUGUUUAAAGUAAUGAACACAAUAUAUUCAGAAACAGUUCUACUUUGGUGCCUACAUGACUAACAUUGUUUUAUACAGGAUAAUUCCUCACAUUUUUGUUACAUGUACUCUUUUAUAAUGUACUAGUGCUUGAUGCAAAACAUAUACAUAUACACAUGUUUGUAACCUCUUUAUUGGAGUAUAAAUCAAAUCGUUGAAGAGUAAAACUAUUAUGUUUGUAUGUUAUUUUUAUUUCUAUAACAUGUGGUUCCCUUAUACUAGUAGUUACAAGUGGUAUCUUUAUAAUUGUGUAUGAUCAUGUUUAUCAUAUUAAAAGAUGACCAACAUAUGCAUUUUAAGUCACUUUUAUCAAAAGUUUGGACAGUUUUGGAGGGAAAUGAAUUACUCUGAAAAUGUGUUAAGGACAAAAUUACUUCACAGAUUGAAAUAAAUUGAAAGUAGGGCAUGAAUACAUUUCUUAACCUUAUAAGAAUAACAUCCUUUUAAGUCUGCAAGAGUUUAACAUCACAACAUCUUUAAGAUGUAGGCCUAUUCUAUCUUGAUCCAUAUUGCCAGUAACAUGCUUGGAAUGUUUGUUUCAUAUAAUCAUAUCCUAUUAAUGUAUGCUAUGUUAUUGAUUUUGUGUAUCAUAUAAAAAGCAUGAUGUCAGAAGCAAUAAGUAAAAAAUGGUACGAAUCUA